Messenger RNA from Pomacea canaliculata, 1471 nucleotides. RefSeq names its product galactose-3-O-sulfotransferase 2-like. The record is from RefSeq and is a predicted model, not a curated record. Gene Ontology annotation, cellular component: membrane. The transcript has a single exon. The coding region runs from base 212 to 772 and encodes 186 amino acids. Gene Ontology annotation, molecular function: galactosylceramide sulfotransferase activity. Lineage: Eukaryota; Metazoa; Mollusca; Gastropoda; Architaenioglossa; Ampullariidae. Gene Ontology annotation, biological process: glycolipid biosynthetic process.
UCAUUCGCAGGCGAUUACAUCUAGAUACCGUCUAUAUUGGUGUCGUUCGACACCCCCUAGACCGAUUUGUCUCCGCCUUCAGCUACUACAAAAGCAGGUACAGGGUUCCGUAUUGGUGUCCAUCCCAGGAAAGGAUCCCAUCGCUACCUACCUACAAAAUCCAGCCCUCUGGGAAAAUACUGGAGACUACGUGUCCUUGACAAGAAACCGCAUGAGCUUCGACUUCGGAAUGGAGCUUUCCGACAUGAAGAACCCAGCGGCCGUGGAGAAGUAUGUGGACUACCUGCAGUCUGUCUUUCAUCUAGUCCUGGUUAGUGAACGUUUCGACGAGUCUAUGAUUUUGAUGCGGCGUCGCCUGGGCUGGUCCUUGAAUGACAUGAUCUACCGGAAUGUCAACACCUAUAUAGGACCUGAAAAGUCGCACGUGUUCACGGAACAGGAGAAGCUGGCCCACCGCCACUUCAACGUCGCCGACUACGUGCUGUACGAACGGUUUGCGAAGAGAUUCGAAGAGCACGUGCAAGAGGAACUGGGACAGGGCCUGGCAGAGGAAGUUGAAGAAUAUCGGAGGAUCCUGGCCCAGGUGGCCACAUUCUGUGCGGAAGGAACAGCCGGAGUCUUGUACGUCAACGCCACGGACUGGAACGACGGCUUCGAGGUUGAGCGUCAAGAGUGCAAAACGAUGUCUAUGUCGGAGACCGGACUGGUGGAGAUUGUUAGAAACGAACAGAACCUACGAAUGAAGCAGCACAUACCAAACCUAAAUGUUUAAGUGAGAGUCUUAAAGCUUUAAAUGCCGAAGCAUUUUCUUUACUUUAAAUUCGAGGACCACUUUCAAGUUUAUGACGAUCACUUACUGGAAAAGUACAUGUCAAAAUCAUCAAACAACAUUUUUGUGAUUUUAAGAAAAUGUAUCCAAUAUCCUAAAUGUUGCCUAAAAUUUCAAGAUCAGUAGGAUGAGGUGAAAAAUUUCAGAGGGUCUAAGAGCAUGGAAUUUUUCAAGAACUAAUGGUUAACUAUAAGUAUUAAAUGUAAUGACACUAUUGUGACUUUUCUUGCAAAAGUUGGAGAAAAUCCGCAACAGAUGUUUUACUGAAUAACUUUUAAACUUGUUUUCUCCUUCAAAAUGUACGUUUUUGUGCAUCGGAAAGGACAACAAAGUCACUUCUAAUAAAUACUGUACAAUGAGAUAUUGAAAAUUCGUCAAGUACAAUCAGGUGCAUUGCAAAUGUCCGUGAUAGAUUCAUUGCUGUAGAUCAGCCACUCGCUCCCACCUCAUCCCAUUUUGGUUUUGGCUUAUUAAGACACCUACAAAAAAAAACUGCCCCUUCUGGAUUCCAAAGGAUUUUCUCUUUUAUGUUAUUUGCCUCAUUUCAUGUCAUUUAAAGCUUGGAAUUACAGAGACACCACCCUAGCCUCAUGUCUUAUAUUUAUUUGUGAAGAGUAAAUCUUUUCCAUGUAACCAUCCCUU